AUGACGAGUGCGGCACUGCAACCUGGGUCGGCAUCUAUCAGUCUUCCUCCGAUCAGCAGCAUCGAGUUCCACACGCAAAUUCUACGUCGGUCGUCGCCAGAAGUGGUACAACCGCCGCCACCUCCUCCGCCUCAAGCGCCACGUGUACUACCACCGCUGCCGUAUCCCUACGCAGCACGACCUGCACCACCCCCUCCACCACCACCUCAUAUGCAUCACGGCUACAUUGACACGAGACCUCUAUACCCGGGAAUACCGUCGUCAUACCAGCCGAUGCCAGGGCGCAUGCCUCUGCCUUCAUCGACUGAUCCUAACUUGAUUGUCCAUCAACCGCGACACAAAGCCAAAGAGGUGAAGAGGCGGACGAAAACAGGGUGUCUUACAUGUCGGAAACGGCGUAUCAAAGUGAGUUUGGCCAUUUUCUUAUUCUUGUCUAUCUGCAAAGUGUGUGCUUUGGAGGGCGCCGUCGAAUUCGAUCGUCAUCUUAUGCUUUCAAACUCAUGA
This is a messenger RNA of Exophiala viscosa, 504 nucleotides long. RefSeq lists its product as uncharacterized. The record is from RefSeq and is a predicted model, not a curated record. NCBI's taxonomy places the organism in Eukaryota, Fungi, Ascomycota, Eurotiomycetes, Chaetothyriales, Herpotrichiellaceae. Bases 1 to 504 code for a protein of 167 amino acids. The transcript has a single exon.